Molecule: messenger RNA, 738 nt
Organism: Marchantia polymorpha subsp. ruderalis
Lineage: Eukaryota; Viridiplantae; Streptophyta; Marchantiopsida; Marchantiales; Marchantiaceae
Source: the annotation of a GenBank genome assembly
CUCGAGCCUUUCCUUUUCGACUGUCCAUCGGAGAAUCGGAGCUCUGCGGCGCUGCUGCUCUUCCGAUACGCACCUCGUGUCGUUCAAUUCUGCGAGUUUUCUCGCUGUUCCCCGCAUCCCGUAAACAUGACCAAGCGUACCAAGAAGGCCGGAAUCGUCGGCAAAUACGGUACCAGGUAUGGUGCGAGUUUGAGGAAGCAGAUUAAGAAGAUGGAGGUUAGCCAGCACUCCAAGUAUUUCUGCGAGUUUUGUGGCAAGUUUGCCGUGAAGAGAAAGGCAGUUGGUAUCUGGAAUUGUAAGGAUUGUGGAAAGGUGAAGGCUGGAGGAGCUUACACUUUGAAUACCGCCUCUGCUGUUACGGUACGCAGUACCAUCAGGAGGCUGAGGGAGCAAACCGAGAACUAGAGUGGACAAAGGGCAGGAGUUAUGCAUGUAUGAACCAGUUCCAUUUGCCUUCAGGCGUCCUGAAGGAAAAGUUUUGUUAAAACAAUUUGUAGGACAGUAAUUUGUCAUUAGAAGCUCCUAUCUAGAGAGCAGAUGGGAUGUAAUUAAUGGAAGCUACCGGUCGAAAAAGUUGUUUUUGUCCCAGGGCUAUCGCAUUAUAAAACUUGAGAGGCCGACGGCGUACAUCAUGAGCUUGACGGUACUAAACGACUUCGUUGUGUGAACUUAUCAUUAGCAAGAAAUUUUUUUCUCGGUACUUGUUGAGAUUGAAUUGUGGAACUCCGAUUAUUAACU